AUGAGAACUGGAGAAGUAGAGCGACUGAACAACCAGUCGGUCAAGGCCAUGGUUGUCUCCGCCCUAGCUGGCCUCAUCGCCGGAGCGUUCACGGUGGCCAUCAGCGAGUAUGCCGCCGCGUCUUCCCAAGUCGACAUCCAGUUCGCACAGAUGGAGACAGCGAGGCGGUACGCCGACGCUGAAAUGUUGACGGUGAAGGAGAAGCACAAGCUGCUCAGCCCUUUACAGGCGGCUGGCGUUCGGCAUCAGUGCAGUAGCAGCGCAUUCAUCAAGCAACGAUGGACCAGGGUGGGCGUGCUUUCUGGUGCCUCGACCUGCGGUUUCGCCUUUUUUGGCUAG
This is a messenger RNA of Nymphaea colorata (pocket water lily), 339 nucleotides long. RefSeq names its product vacuolar iron transporter homolog 3-like. Gene Ontology annotation, molecular function: manganese ion transmembrane transporter activity. NCBI's taxonomy places the organism in Eukaryota, Viridiplantae, Streptophyta, Magnoliopsida, Nymphaeales, Nymphaeaceae. The record is from RefSeq and is a predicted model, not a curated record. The coding region runs from base 1 to 339 and encodes 112 amino acids. Gene Ontology annotation, biological process: intracellular manganese ion homeostasis. The transcript has a single exon.